AUGGCAGCAGCAGCUAGCUCCAAGGGGCGGGCGAUCGCUGGAAGCUUCGUCAGCCGCGUCCUGGGCGGCAAGGCCGCCUCCCCGAGGAGGGCCGUGCACGCCUCGGCGUACGACAAGAACCUGGAGGAGCAGGUGCGCCCGGCGUUCGUGCCGGACGAUGUGAUCGGCGGCGCCGGGAACCCCGACAAGUACUGGAGCCCGCACCCCAAGACCGGCGUGUUCGGCCCGGCGGCGGUGGACCCCAAGCUGGCCGCUGGCGGCGCGCCGGACGCCGCCGCGAAUGCUGCGGGAGGCACGGUGCUGGACCAGAAGGUGUGGUUCCGCCCGCUCGAGGACGUCGAGAAGCCGCCACCCGUCGCCUGA
Molecule: messenger RNA, 363 nt
Organism: Miscanthus lutarioriparius
Lineage: Eukaryota; Viridiplantae; Streptophyta; Magnoliopsida; Poales; Poaceae
Source: the annotation of a GenBank genome assembly